This is a messenger RNA of Syngnathus typhle (broad-nosed pipefish), 465 nucleotides long. It is a transcript of the gene uqcr10, whose product is annotated as cytochrome b-c1 complex subunit 9. Gene Ontology annotation, biological process: mitochondrial electron transport, ubiquinol to cytochrome c. The record is from RefSeq and is a predicted model, not a curated record. Lineage: Eukaryota; Metazoa; Chordata; Actinopteri; Syngnathiformes; Syngnathidae. The coding region runs from base 33 to 221 and encodes 62 amino acids. The transcript is spliced from 2 exons.
CGCAAGCGCAAAGGCAUCACUCCACUGUCAACAUGGCGCUAGCAAAGUCGGUGUACAAUCUGCUCUUCAGGAGAACGUCCACUUUCGCCGUCACCAUCAUGGUCGGCGCUGUCUUCUUCGAGCGAAUAUUUGACCAAGGCGGAGACGCGAUCUUUGAGCAAAUGAAUCGCGGGAAACUAUGGAAACACAUCCAACACAACUACGAGAGCAAGGAGGAAUAAUGGGGACACCGCUUUGCAGAGGCUGAAGGUGACAUCAUCCUGCCUGCUUGGACUUCACACACUUAUCCACCACCGAACUAAAUAACAUGGACCGAUGUGCUUCAAAUCGGGCCCAAAGUUUGAGCAGACCACCGCCAAGAUAGAGCAGUGGACCCCCGCCACUUCAUUCUCCCCACUCCUGUCAUUUGUGCUGCGAUUAUUGUCAUCCCCCCAUAUUGUAAAUGAUUAAACAUGUUGCUGUCAA